Messenger RNA from Beta vulgaris subsp. vulgaris (sugar beet), 1831 nucleotides. RefSeq lists its product as uncharacterized. Gene Ontology annotation, cellular component: endoplasmic reticulum; membrane. The transcript has 17 exons. Bases 214 to 1632 code for a protein of 472 amino acids. The record is from RefSeq and is a predicted model, not a curated record. Gene Ontology annotation, biological process: protein localization to plasma membrane; GPI anchor biosynthetic process. Gene Ontology annotation, molecular function: glucosaminyl-phosphatidylinositol O-acyltransferase activity. NCBI's taxonomy places the organism in Eukaryota, Viridiplantae, Streptophyta, Magnoliopsida, Caryophyllales, Amaranthaceae.
AAAAAGAGAAAAGCUUUAAUUGAAAAAAAUGACGAGAAAAAACUAUAGUUUCUCGACUUUCUCCAACAACAACUGCAAAAGAAUCAGAGCAGCCUUUCAGCAACUUGUUCCUUAAAAGAUGAUAUCGAUUUGGGUGAAACCUAGAUUCCAUAGGUUCUGAAACAGCAAAUUUGAUUGACUGGACUUUCAGCAAUCUGCAAUUUAGCAUCAUCAAUGGAGGAUUCCUCUGCAACAACGUCCUUCAACUAUAACAAGCAUCUUAAAGAACAGUUCGUUAGCAACUUAAAUGGAUCAUCCAUGCUCGAGAUAUUCUCACUCGCUCUUGUGAUUCCCGUUAUUGUGCUUCUUCGGCGUGCAAUUGGAUUAAAUUUUGUUUCUGUUUCCCAUAUUUCACAGAGGUUGUCAAAGAAAGAUGAUAUUGAUUCAGCCAAAUCAAAGUAUUCCAGUGCCUACAUGGUGACAAUGACUGUGGAUUUUCUCUUCAUUGUUAUUCCUGUUCUCUUACUUCACACUGUUUUGUCAGAAUGGAUAUUUAAACUAGCACUACUAUCGACGUUCUUUAUUCUUUUCUGCUUGUUAUCCAAAAGAUACAUCACCUUUUCUUCUUCUGGAAGCUUCCAACCACGUGAUACUGUAGAAAAAAGUAUAUCAUCAUUUAGAGUCGUCAUGAUGAUAAUUACAUGUCUAUGUAUACUUGCUGUUGACUUCAAUAUAUUCCCUCGAAAGUAUGCAAAGACAGAGUCCUAUGGAACUAGUUGGAUGGAUCUAGGAGUGGGAUCAUUUGUGGUGGCAAAUGCAUUGGUUUCACGACAGGCGCGUAAUGUGCAUUCAGGAGGAUGGAAGACAGCCCUUCAGUCUACUUGUCCGUUGAUCUUAUUGGGAGUGGCUCGUCUAGCUUCAACUACUGGAGUGGAUUAUCAGGUCCAUGUGGGAGAAUAUGGUGUGCACUGGAAUUUCUUUUUCACUCUUGCUGCAGUCUCUCUUCUGACGUCAGCAAUUAAUAUACAUCCAAAAUAUUGUGGGAUUCUUGGUCUGUUUAUUCUCAUAGGGUAUCAAAUCGUUUUGGUGCAGGGGUUAAACACGUAUCUGCUAUCUGAUGUGAGAGGAAUGGACAUUGUAAGCCAAAACAAGGAGGGCAUUUUCAGUAUAUUUGGAUAUCUGGGUAUGUAUCUGGUUGGUGUGCAGAUGGGCUACGAACUCUUUUUUAAGAACAAGUAUUCUGCUUCUUCACAUAGAAAUCAGCAGACAAGAAGGGGAGUCUGCGCCUUUGCUGUUAUACUCUGGUUGUUGACGCUGAUUUUAAACCAACAUGUAGAACAAGCAUCACGGAGAAUGUGCAACAUGGCUUAUGUGAUGCUUGUGCUGGCUGUAAAUUUUGAGGUUCUGGCAAUAUUUAUGCUUUCUGAGUUCACACCUGGAAGUAACUUCACUGCACUUGAAGGAGCAUUCAACCAAAAUUUAUUGGCAUCCUUUCUUCUGGCGAAUUUGCUAACAGGGCUGGUAAAUUUAUCUGUUGAUACCCUGUUUGCCACUUCAAAUGAAGCCUUGGCUAUUUUAGUACUCUAUGCAUUUGUUUUGUGUUUCUUCACUGGACUUGCAAAUUUUUAUGGUUUUCGGUUAAAAUUUUGGUAAUGAUGACUCAUUUCAACGUCGUCAUAUCAAUGCAAUUUUGUUUGUGAUUUGCUCACUGCCAUUUCCUUUUCUUUGCUUAUGAUAUUUUAUGAAACUUGGAUAGAACUUUUUUGUACUAUUCGUUCAUUUGACCAAAAAGUUAAACAAGAUUGAAAUGUCACCAGUUCCCAAAGAUUUAUGUUUUUCUCCUGAUCCUAAA